AUGGUUACGAAAGGGAACGAUGUAAGACGACUGUCGACUUAUAGUAAGAAUGUCUAUCUGUACUCAAGUGGUGAAAUCCAUACUCAAAGAUUAUUUAAUAAAAGAGCUAUUUCAAACUCUCCGUUUCACUCUAUAAAUGAUACUGGUAAUGGAUUGGAAAUACUGCUUGAUAAAGAUGCAACUGACUUUGAAGAUGUUAUAUUAAGAUCAGGAACAACUAUCCCACCAGAUGAAAUAUUGGGUUCAGCUAAUCCAGGAAGGAUAAAAAUUCCUAUAAAGCAUAGAAACGAAUUUCCCAAAGAUAAACAACUACCAUCAUCAGAUUUGUUACAGAUUCUUCAUUAUUUUACAAGUAAAAAGUUGACUAAAUCAGAUCUGCCAUCUAUGAGUAUACGAAAGAUGGAUGAAACUUCAUUGCUAGCACUCGGUAUAAUGAUUGAGCUGUGGAUUGAUGAUAUGGUAGAUGAAGACACAGCGAAGAUGUUUCUACAAUUCAAUAAGGACGCAAAAACGAAUAGUCUGCUUCAAAGCUUUUUAUCAUCAAUGUCUUCGCCCAACAGAUCCGACGGAAGCAGUAUUGAAAGCGCUACUGACGAUGAGGAAGAGCUGUCAGAAGAUACUUCUGAUUAA
This is a messenger RNA of Scheffersomyces coipomensis, 630 nucleotides long. RefSeq lists its product as uncharacterized. Gene Ontology annotation, cellular component: RNA polymerase I upstream activating factor complex. Gene Ontology annotation, molecular function: RNA polymerase I cis-regulatory region sequence-specific DNA binding. Gene Ontology annotation, biological process: nucleolar large rRNA transcription by RNA polymerase I. The coding region runs from base 1 to 630 and encodes 209 amino acids. The record is from RefSeq and is a predicted model, not a curated record. NCBI's taxonomy places the organism in Eukaryota, Fungi, Ascomycota, Pichiomycetes, Serinales, Debaryomycetaceae. The transcript has a single exon.